This is a messenger RNA of Prionailurus viverrinus (fishing cat), 4789 nucleotides long. RefSeq names its product CEA cell adhesion molecule 16, tectorial membrane component (gene CEACAM16). The record is from RefSeq and is a predicted model, not a curated record. The transcript is spliced from 9 exons. NCBI's taxonomy places the organism in Eukaryota, Metazoa, Chordata, Mammalia, Carnivora, Felidae. The coding region runs from base 1199 to 3040 and encodes 613 amino acids.
CACAAGCGCUCUGCGCCCCACCCUGUGCUGUCCGGCAAUGGGGACACGGUGGUGACCGCAACGACCCAGGUCCUGCCCUCCCAGGACUCACAGUCCAGAUGGGGAGACAGGCCCACCCCCCGACCGUGAGCAGCCAGGGUGGUCAGGGUGCUCUUAACCACCACCACCCCCUCCGAGAGUCCAGGAGGGCUUUCUGGAGGAGGAGGAGGAGGAGGAAUUGGGCAAGCAAUGAAACAGAGCAGAGGGAAGCGGGGAUAUGCUGGGCCGGGAGGGCAGAAGGGAGGCGGAAUAACCGGAGCACAGAGUUCCCGGGAGGAAGGGGUGUCCGAGAGGCCAGUCGAGCCGGCAGGGGCCAUGCCGAGGAGCUGGGCUUUCUCCCGAGGGCGCCGGGGAGUAACGCAGUGACGGGUGGACAGUGUCACCAACCCCUUUGAUAAGAGGACGAGGAGCAGAAGCAGGCCUGAUGCCAAGGUCGGUCUGGGACAAGAGCCCCGCCCUGCAAGGGCAGCUCAGGGACACGGGGCCCGAGGAGCAAACUGGGACAGCUGAGCCACAGGGACGGCCCCCUACCCGGAGGCAGGCCACUGGGGCCCGAGAAGGGCCGGGGGACCCAGAAGCCAUCAAGAGCAGCUCAUGGAGACUCGGCAAGGGACUGCCUCCGGCCCCACUUCGGGGAAGUGCAGAGCCAGGGUCAAAACAGGGCCCUCUGUGGCCCCAGAGGCUCCGCAGACCCAUCAGACAGACACGGGAAAGAAGGCCUCAAGGAAAGACAGAAUGCGCGCUUCUCACCGUGUGCAGGAAGCCAGUUGGCAGCACGGCCCCAAAGAAAGCGCGUAGCCGCCGAGCCUCCUUCCCUCGGGGUGGCUUUGGAGACAGGGCAGGGUUCGAACUCCCUCUCGCUGCAGGAACUUGGGCAAGUCAGAGCCCGUGCCUGGCGCCUCAGUUUCCCCAUCUGCAAAUGGGGGUUCUAACAGUGCCCACCUCACAGGAAGUCCCCUGAGAAGAUACCGGAAGGUCACCCACGGCGCAGAGGCUGGAAAACGGCAGUCGCUGCUGAUUGGUUUUAUUCUUUGGUGACCCCCCAAGUGCACCAGGGCCCGGGGUCCCGCGCCAGACGGAGCCAGGUCCCAACCAGGAAGGGCCUCGGAGCAUCGGGACGCCAACGCCGCUGUCUUUGAGUCCGGGUUGGGGGCGAAAGAUGGCACUGACGGGGUGCAGCUGGCUCUUCCUCAGCGCCGCCUUCCUGAGCGCGGGGGCCGAAAUCUCUAUCACCCCCGAGCCUGCCCAGCCAGCCGAGGGGGACAACGUCACACUGACCGUCCACGGGCUUUCGGGGGAAGUGCUUGCCUACAACUGGUACGCGGGGCCCACGCUCAGCCUGACGUACCUGGUGGCCAGCUACAUCGUGAGCACGGGCGACGAGACCCCUGGCCCGGCCCACACGGGACGGGAGGCUGUGCGCCCCGACGGCGGCCUGGACAUCCGGGGCGCCCUGCCCGGGCACUCGGGCACCUACAUCCUGCAGACCCUCAACAGGCAGCUCCAGACGGACGUGGGCUACGGACACGUGCAGGUCUAUGAGAUCCUGGCCCAGCCUGUGGUCACGGCCAACAACACGGCACUGGUCGAGCGCCGAGACACCCUGCGCCUGGUGUGCAGCAGCCCCAGCCCCGCUGAGGUCCGCUGGUUCUUCAACGGCGAAGCCCUGCCCAUCGCCAUCCGCCUCGGCCAGUCCCCCGAUGGCCGGGUACUGACCCGGCAUGGCGUCCGCAGAGAGGAGGCGGGAGCCUACCAGUGUGAGGUCUGGAACCCGGUCAGUGUCAGCCGCAGCGAGCCCGUCAACCUGACCGUGUACUAUGGCCCGGAACGCGUGGCCAUCCUCCAAGAUUCCACCACCCGCACGGGCUGUACCAUCAGACUGGACUUCAACACGUCCCUCACCCUGUGGUGCGUGUCCCAGUCCUGCCCAGAGCCCGAGUAUGUGUGGGCCUUCAACGGGCGGGCCCUCAAGAACGGGCAAGACCACCUCAACAUCACUAGCAUGACGGCGGCCCAGGAGGGCACGUACACGUGUAUUGCUAAGAACCCCAAGACCCUGCUUUCCGGAUCCGCCUCGGUGGUGGUCAAGCUCUCCGCGGCAGCGGUCGCCAUGACGAUUGUGCCCGUGCCCACCAGGCCGAUGGAGGGCCAGGAUGUGACGCUGACCGUCCAGGGCUACCCCAAGGACCUGCUGGUCUACGCCUGGUACCGCGGGCCUGCCUCGGAGCCCGGCCGGCUGCUCAGCCAACUGCCGUCAGGCAACUGGAUCGCAGGCCCCGCGCACACAGGCCGGGAGGUGGGCUUCGCCAACUGCUCACUGCUGGUGCAGAAGCUGAACCUCACGGAUGCCGGCCGCUACACCCUCAAGACCGUCACGUUGCAGGGCAAGACCGAGACCCUGGAAGUUGAGCUGCAGGUGGCCCGUGAGUGUGUCAGAGGGGGGCAGAGGGUGUAUCUUUUCAGACAGACGCUCCCAAAGCGGGGCUUUGUCUCCUCCAGAGGGGGGAGGGGAGCACGGACGAAGGGUGGAUCGGGGUCCCCAACAGACUUGAAAGAAGGGGCUCCCUCUCCUCCCUCUGACUUGGGGAUCUCCAAAUGGAGUUUUUGGCCUCUUCUGUCAAACCGACAGCCUAAACUAGAGGUAGAUAGGCCUCCUGCAUGGAACCGAAGGCUACCAAAGGGGGAUUCCACGCCUCCUCUCUCAUAUAAGAAGUACACCAGACUGAAGGUCUCAAGAAAGGAGGCACAGUCUGAGCGUAGGGCACCCUUUUUCCUGCAGGUGGGUAGACCGAUUGCCUCCGCUACUUUAUUGGGAAAGUGGGUUAAUGAUGGGAGUGUACCUCCCCCAUCAGACUGGAUGUAUAGUACGAGGGUGGAUCGUAACUCCCUCUUUAGACUGGGAGAUCCUAGACAGUUGGCAUCAUGUCUCGGCCUCUGCAUUAGGGUAAGAGUGAGGACAGAAUUUCUACCAUCAGAGGGGGACAUUUUUCUCUCAAAGUGAAAGAGGAAAAAUCUCCUCCAUUAGGAUAGAGGCUUCUAGGUGAUGGGAAUUUUGUCUCCUCCCUCAGACUGGGAAUUCCCAGUGGUCAGGAGCCAUGUCUCUUCCAUCAGUCUGGGAAUUCCCAGAUGUUGAAGACCAUGUCUUGCCCAUCAUAGUAGGGACUCCCAGAGUCAGGGACCAUGUCUCCUCCAUCAGACUGGGAGCUCCCAGAAACAGGUCUCCUCCAUCAGACUGGAAGUUCUCGGAGUCAAUGAACCAUGUCUCCCACAUCAGACUCGGACCUCCCAGGGUUAAAGACCAUGUCUCCUCCAUCAGACUGGGAGCUCCCAGAAACAGGGACCAGGUCUCCUCCAUCAGACUGGUAGUUCUCAGAGUCAAUGAACCAUGUCUCCCACAUCAGACUGGGAGCUCCCAGAGUUAAAGACCAUGUCUCCUCCAUCAGACUGGGAGCUCCCAGAGUCAGGGACCAUGUCUCCUCCAUCAGACUGGGAGCUCCCAGAAACAGGGACCAGGUCUCUUCCAUCAGACUGGAAGUUCUCGGAGUCAAUGAACCAUGUCUCCCACAUCAGACUGGGAGCUCCCAGGGUUAAAGACCAUGUCUCCUCCAUCAGACUGGGAGCUCCCAGAAACAGGGACCAGGUCUCCUCCAUCAGACUGGAAGUUCUCGGAGUCAAUGAACCAUGUCUCCCACAUCAGACUGGGAGCUCCCAGAGUUAAAGACCAUGUCUUCUCCAUCAGACUGGGAGCUCCCAGAGUUAAAGACCAUGUCUCCUCCAUCAGACUGGGGGCUCCCAGAACCAAGGACCAUGUCUCCUCCAUCAGACUGGGGGCUCCCAGAGCCAAGGACCAUGUCUCCUCCAUCAGACUGGGAGCUCCCAGGGGCAGGGACCAUAUCUCCUCCAUCAGACUGGGAGCUCCCAGGGGCAGGGACCAGGUCUCCUCCAUCAGACUGGGGGCUCCCAGAGUCAGGGACCAGGACCAUCCCCAUCAGACUAGACAUCCCCAGAGGUCCAAGAGGCCAUGUCCCUGAGGCAGGCUUCAUCCCAUUAGACCAGGAGCUCUCAGACACUGGGAACUUGGUCAUUCUCCAGUCUGGAGCCUCCUCUCCCCCAUCAGACCAGGCAUUUUUGGAAGCCCUGAGUCAGGGAUGGCAUCUCCCAGCUCAGAUGUGAACUUUCUGGGGUCAGGAAAUCAGUCACUGCCAGGCACCCCUUCCUUCAUCAAACCCUGGUCCUGGGUCAGUGCUGGAGGUAGAAUGCUCUUCGAUGACAGCAGGCCACCCCCCACCCCAUGAAGCCUCGGAAAUCCUUUUCACCCUGUCUCUCUUCUCACAGUCAACCUCCCUCCCCUGCAUGAGGACCAACGCCACCUUCCUGAACCUGAACCUGGCACAGGCUGAGCGUGGGGCCGCGGGAGGCUGGGGGUGGGCAGGGGAGCACGAGGGGUGGGGGCACCGGGAGCUCGUCCUCUACCUCCCUGACAGCCUCUUCCACCCUUCUGCCCCCUCCCCCCCUCAGCCCUGGAGUAGCAGCGCAGCUGUGGCUGUGGGGACCUCCGGAGAGAAGAGCUCUUCACGCCGUCCUCCCCUUCUCCUCCCCCUGAUUGGAGGACCACUUGUUCCCAGGGAGGGUGCCGGACUGACCACGGUCGGCUGUUCUCCUGCUUCCGCGCUAGAGCUAGAACUGACAGGGCCCUACUUCUCUGAGUUGUCGGACAGCCACAGAGGCCAUAAAUGUCCUGGUUAACACA